Messenger RNA from Striga asiatica, 2271 nucleotides. NCBI's taxonomy places the organism in Eukaryota, Viridiplantae, Streptophyta, Magnoliopsida, Lamiales, Orobanchaceae. The record is from the annotation of a GenBank genome assembly.
AUUAAUCAAACUUAUAUUUUCUCCAACAGAAAAGAACCCUAAUCCAAAUGCAACGGCGAACCGCGCCUACUGUAAUAUUCUCCGAUGCCCCUUCCGGCGGUCCUGCAGCAUUCGUCCUCCGGUUUACUAUCCCUCCUAAGAGCCUGCAGGACCAUCGUUGAUCUCAACCAAAUCCACGUCCACAUCCUUCGCAGAGGCCGCCAGCAGGAUCAUUUCCUGGUCGCCCAUUUCAUCUCCGUCUGCGCAGCGGCUCUGCCGACCAAUCUCUCGUACCCCACCAGCGUUUUCAAUUCCGUCACCCGCCCGAACAUAUACCUCUGGAACAUUCUGCUAAAGGCCUACUGCGAGAACUCUACCCUUCACGAGUGUUUAUCGCUUUUCAGUCGGAUGAGAAGGAGCUCGAGCUUGACUCCCGAUAAGUACACCUUUUCUCCUUUAAUAAAGUCCUGCUCUAAUGCUCUAGCUUUGAGGGAGGGGUGUAUCAUCCACGGGGUCUCCGUGAGGUGUGGUGCCGUGGAGGAUGUCUUCGUGGGCUCCAGCCUGAUCGCCUUCUACGGAAAGUGCGGGGAGAUCGAGUGCGCGCGUAGAGUGUUUGAUGGAUUACCCCUGAGGAAUGAGUUUUCCUGGACAGCGUUAAUGGUGGGGUACAUUAAUUCAGGCGAUAUGUGUGCUGCGAGACGCCUGUUUGAAGAAAUGCCCGUGAGGAACGAGCCCACCUGGAAUGCGAUGAUCAAGGGUUUGGUCAAAUUGGGUGAUAUGAACAGCGCUAGAAAACUGUUCGAUGAAAUGCCCGUGAGAAGCGAGGUCUCCUUCACGACUCUAAUCGAUGGGUACGCCAAGGCAGGACAAAUGUCGGCCGCUAGGUCCUUGUUCGACCAGCUGCCCCACAAGGAUCUGGUCUCUUGGUCCGCCUUGAUCUCAGGCUACGUGCAGAAUGGUGAGCCCGGCUAUGCACUAAGGGCCUUCCGCGAAAUGUGGGCCACGGGCCUAAGGCCAGACGAAUUUGUGAUGGUGGGCCUGAUGUCUGCCUGCUCUCAACUUGGCUCGUUGGAGCUCGCGAGAUGGAUCGAUUCCUAUCUCAUGGAGCCUGGCAGGCCAUUCGACCUGACUCGAGCCCACGUGUUAGCAGCCCUUGUCGACAUGAACGCCAAAUGUGGAGACUUGGAUCGGGCAGCUCGGUUAUUCGAGGACAUGCCCAGACGAGACUUGGUCUCUUACUGCUCUAUGAUGCAAGGGUUGUGCAUUCAUGGGCGUGGGGCCCACGCAGUUUCUCUGUUCGACAGAAUGAUCCAUGAGGGCGUGAGGCCUGAUGACGUGGCGUUCACUGUGGUCCUGACUGCGUGCGGCAGCGCAGGCUUAGUAGACGAGGGGUGCCGUUAUUUCGAGAUGAUGGCCCGUGAUUACUCCAUGAGCCCGAAUGCGGAGCAUUACGCGUGCAUGGUUAGCCUUCUUGGUAAAUGCGGGAAAUUGAGGGAUGCCUUUGAACUUAUACGAUCGAUGCCCGUUGAAUCGAAUGCUGGGGCUUGGGGAGCUCUGCUCGAGGCGUGUAGAGUGAACGGUGACGUUGAUUUAGGGGAGAUAGUGGCACGUAAGCUCUUCGAAAUGGAGCCACGGAGAGGAAGCAGUUACGUGCUUUUGUCUAAUAUUUAUGCUGAGGCUGAUAAGUGGCUUAGCGUGUCUCGUUUGAGGGAUAAAAUGUGUGAGAAGGGAGUUAGGAAGUUCCCCGGAUGCAGUUAUUUGGAGUCGACUUCUUCUGAUUAAUCAAGGCCAAACCAUUAUAAAUGGCGAAGACCUCUUUUGUAGUCGCGUCCAAGACUGUUAAUCAAAGCUUGGUGGCAACCGAGACUGAGUCAAAUAAAAAUGCUGGAAAUCAAUGCCAUUCUCUAUGAAUGCGUUGCUACUUUCAUGUACGUUGAAGAUAAUGGAGGAUUAAGGGUACUUGCUAUCAAUUUUCUGGGUAGAUAUCUGUCUAGCCGUGAUAACAAUAUCAGAUAUGUCGCAUUGAAUAUGCUGAUGAAAGCAAUCACCUUAGAUAGUCAAGCAGUGCAGAGGCAUCGAGUCACGAUUCUGGAAUGUGUAAAGGUUUUAACGUUCUUAGCUUUUAUGAAUAAAAGGUGUGCAUCGCCUGAUAGGAAUGGACUUGGAGAUAGAAGCCCAUCGCCUGUUGAGGCCGGAGAGGCCAGCCCAAGCCAAAGCCCACAGGUUGAGGAUGAUGAUGAUAAUAACAAUAAUGGGGCCCGUUCUCCUCCAAGGGGCUGCGAGUCUCCUUAA